Messenger RNA from Caenorhabditis briggsae, 1131 nucleotides. It is a transcript of the gene Cbr-tgt-2, whose product is annotated as Protein CBR-TGT-2. The record is from RefSeq and is a predicted model, not a curated record. Gene Ontology annotation, molecular function: tRNA-guanosine(34) queuine transglycosylase activity. Lineage: Eukaryota; Metazoa; Nematoda; Chromadorea; Rhabditida; Rhabditidae. Bases 1 to 1131 code for a protein of 376 amino acids. The transcript is spliced from 4 exons.
AUGGUAAAAUUCUCCAUCGAAAAAAAGACCAUCCUCGGACGUCUGGGCAAAAUCGAUAGCUGGGGGCCAGUAGACGUCAACCACGCCACACCAUCAUGUAUGACGUACCUAAGAGCCGGACACAUUCCCCAUUUGACAUGGGACGUGGCUGAAAAUCAGCUGAAACUCUCGCAAACCCCAAUUUAUCAAAUGACACUGCCUUCGCUGAUUUCCAAUGCCAAAAUUAUUGAAAAAUUCGGAAAAGGCGUCGCUAAAUUCGUUGGAAUGGGUGCUCUAGAGUCUCCGGCAAUCCAUUUGAGCCCUUUUGAUCCGUUGGGAAAACUUCCGAGUGGUUAUAACGACUCAAAAUCCAUUGCCAUAUGGACAGCCAAUGGAAAAGUGUCGCUGGACGUUAAAACGUAUCGGAAUACGGUCAAUUCGUUUGGCUGCGGGUCGUUUGAGACGCUGGUUGACUAUGAUUUGCCCCGGGAUGCGGGGCACAAGAAGCUGCUGAAGGCGGUCGAUCGGACCACGACGUUUAAUGAGCAGAUUUUCAAGCAGGACGAGAAAAUCGACGGUGAACGGAUCGUCGCGCUGGGCGGUGGUUUCAGCAAGUACCACCGACGAAAAUGUGCCGUUGACAUUGGUUUGGCUGAAAAUACGGCGGCGUAUACUGUAGAAUUUCAUGAAUUCGUCGAGGGAAUGGAGACAGACGAGAUGGAGAUGAAGGAGUUGUUGGAGGAGACGUUUUCUCCUCUGCCUCCCACAAAACUCCGCUGCAUUUCCGGUCCAUUCAACCCAAAAACCGUACUCUUUCUGGUCCAACAAGGCAUCGACCUGUUCGACUCGUCAUUCGCCAUCAAACUGGCCGAAGAGGGUCACGCCUUCUGCCUGGCAGACGACUAUCCGACGUCUUCAAAAUAUGAAGUCGUGGAUUUCAAAGAUCAAGAAAAGUUUGCCGACGAUUUUACGCCGGUUUUCGAUGGAUGCGGCUGUUAUACGUGCACGAAAUACACGAAGGGCUAUCUUCAACACCUUCUGAAUACCAAGGAACUUCUGGCGUCGAUUUUGUUGGUCAUUCACAAUAUGUCGGAAUAUGAUCGAAUGUUCAAAUUGAUUCGGAAAUCGUUGGAAAAUUCGGAAGGAUUGUGA